Messenger RNA from Vanessa tameamea, 756 nucleotides. Its product is annotated as mitochondrial translation release factor in rescue. NCBI's taxonomy places the organism in Eukaryota, Metazoa, Arthropoda, Insecta, Lepidoptera, Nymphalidae. The transcript has 3 exons. Bases 315 to 743 code for a protein of 142 amino acids. Gene Ontology annotation, cellular component: mitochondrion. Gene Ontology annotation, biological process: translational termination. Gene Ontology annotation, molecular function: translation release factor activity. The record is from RefSeq and is a predicted model, not a curated record.
UUAUUAUUGUAUUUUGAUUAAGAGGUUAUGUUUUUGCCUAAUUUUAUUUGUCAUGAAAAUAGUAAAUACAUUAAUGUAAAGUGUAACAUUUAAUGUAUAAGAUAAAAUUAUGUCUGCAUCUAAAGCAGAAAUUUUGAAAUUAUAUAAGAAUCUAAUGCUUUAUUCAAAGUCCCUGCGGUUUACGGAUGUAACCUACUACAAAAAAAGGAUAUCGAGUGAAUUUAAACGUAAUAAAAGUUUAAGUAAACCGGAGGAUAUCCAAUACGCACUUAAGAAAGGAGAAGCCUUGCUUCAACGUGGUGCCAUUGUCUAAAAUGCAGAGUAGAGGGACUUACAUGUUAAUCCAAAGAAGUAGAGCAUUAUUCAAUAUUUGUACAGCAUCAAAGCACACUAUAGACUAUUCAAAAGUUCCAAAAAUAAAUGAAGGUGACCUGUCAGAACAAUUUGUUAGGGGAAGUGGUCCAGGCGGUUCUGCUGUGAAUAAAAAUGCUAAUUGUGUUGUUCUGACACAUGUACCCUCUGGGUUGACUAUAAAGUGUCAUAUCAGUAGAUCCCAAGAUGAGAAUAGAAAAAUGGCGCGAGAAAUGUUAAUCGCGAAAUUAGAUGUAAUCAUCAAUGGUGAAGACAGUGUAGCAGCACAGAAAAAAAGAUUAGAAGCAGAUAAGCAUAAGAAAGCAGAUUAUAAAAAGAAAAAAAGAGCUCAACUUAAAGAAGAAUGGAAAAAACGUGAAGGGUUAGCAUAGCUUUAAUUGUCAA